Rhizopus microsporus ATCC 52813 is the source of this 492-nucleotide messenger RNA. RefSeq lists its product as uncharacterized. The transcript is spliced from 2 exons. The record is from RefSeq and is a predicted model, not a curated record. NCBI's taxonomy places the organism in Eukaryota, Fungi, Mucoromycota, Mucoromycetes, Mucorales, Rhizopodaceae. The coding region runs from base 100 to 453 and encodes 117 amino acids.
GGCCAAUUCAGGAACCAAGCAAGAAGAUCGACUGCAGAUGCUACGUUGCUGUCACCUGCUAUUUCGUAACACUUAAUCAGAUCACUAUUAAGCUUCAUAAUGAGCAUAAUCAUCUUAUUGGGAGCCUUGAUGAUAUCUCUUUUUUUGCCUUUAUCGGAUACUACGAAGGAGGCUAUAUUGCAAAAGUUACGUGCAGGCUACGGUGGAAGAGACAUAAGGGCUGCAAUUCAGCGCCAUUUUAAUGAAAGGAUAAAAGACUUUUUUCCUGAAGCUGCUAAUUCGUCACUCUCUUCAGUAUAUGUUGUACAUCGGCUAUUGUAUAAAAAGCACAACGAACAGAAAGAAUCAAACAAGCUUUGGUUGAAAAAUCUCCAGCAACAACGAGGUUACUUUACCUAUAUUGCUCAAGAUUUCGAACAGAGCUAUACAUUCAACUUUGUUUCUCCAUGGUAAAGACAGUAACUAGUUCGAGCUGAAUCAUUUUGCCUGAAA